Colletes gigas is the source of this 2170-nucleotide messenger RNA. RefSeq names its product ring canal kelch homolog (gene kel). Lineage: Eukaryota; Metazoa; Arthropoda; Insecta; Hymenoptera; Colletidae. Gene Ontology annotation, molecular function: protein binding. The record is from RefSeq and is a predicted model, not a curated record. The transcript is spliced from 9 exons. Bases 305 to 2170 code for a protein of 621 amino acids.
UCUCUACCCACAUUGGCAAAGUAUUAUCAUUGGCAUUUAUGUAGUUUACAGUGUUCGUUACAAAACUUUUGUUUCAUUUUUUCGAUUCAAUAUCAAACAGCGCGUUUAUCGUUGUAACACCGCAACGCAUCUGACGGAUAACGUGAAGUCGGUAGCGUCAUUUUCGUUUCUUUCGCACAGCUGAUAUCUGUAGUGAAAGGAUGUUUAUGCAAACAAAUAAGUCAAACGACUUUCAGUAUUAUUAAUUCAAAUUGAAUUGAAACAUAUUAACCGGCGUUUGCAAAGGCUUUGCCAAUCAAUCGAAAUGGAGUCGGCGGGACAGGGUCAGGUACAAAAUUCCUCGAAUAAUACCGAUAAUUCUGAAAACAAGGGAAGUUGCUUGCUACUUCGAUAUGCUAGUCAGAAUUCUUUGGAUGAGAGUUCGCAGAAACAUGUACCCCGAGAAAGUGGAAGGGACAAACCACCUUAUAGAAAUCAUCAUCAUACAAAUCAGGCCUUUGAUGUUAUCAAUGAAAUGCGAAAGAAAAAUUUGUUGUGCGACGUAAUUUUGGUAGCGGAUGGAGGUAUGGAAGUACCUGCGCAUAAAAUGGUUCUUGCUGCCUGUAGUCCUUAUUUUUAUGCUAUGUUUACAAGUUUUGAAGAACGAGAUCAAGAAAGAAUAACAUUGCAAGGUGUAGAUUACUCUGCACUAGAGUUACUGGUAGAUUAUGUAUAUUCUGCAGAAGUACAUGUGACCGAAGAUAAUGUACAAGUGCUGUUACCUGCAGCAAAUCUUUUGCAAUUGACUGACGUACGUGAUGCGUGUUGUGACUUUUUGCAAGCUCAGUUACACCCAUCAAAUUGCCUAGGAAUUCGUGCAUUUGCCGAUCUCCAUGGUUGUUUAGAAUUGUUGUCACACGCGGAUAGUUACAUAGAACAACAUUUUUCGGAAGUGGUGGAUGGCGAUGAAUUUUUAACAUUAGCACCACAGCAAGUUGCCAAAUUAAUUUGCAGUGAUCGUUUAAUGGUACCCUCGGAAGAAAAAGUAUUUGAAUGUGUGAUAUCUUGGGUACAUCAUGAUUUGGAGAAGAGACAAGCUCAUUUAGCUCAGUUAAUGGAACAUGUGCGUUUACCUUUGCUAUCGCAGGAAUAUUUAGUACAACGUGUGGAAGAAGAACCGCUUCUUAAAGCAAACUUACAAUGUAAGGAUUUCUUGAUCGAAGCUCUGAAGUAUCAUUUACUUAAAGGAGAACAAAAGUCAUUGUUUAAAACACCUCGUACAAAACCUAGACAACCAAGGGGAUUACCUAAAGUGUUGUUAGUGGUUGGUGGACAAGCACCAAAAGCAAUUAGAAGCGUCGAAUGUUACGAUUUUAAGGAAGAAAAAUGGUACCAGGUAUCGGAAUUACCUACGCGUCGUUGUAGAGCUGGUUUAUCCGUCCUUGCUGGACGAGUGUAUGCUGUUGGUGGAUUUAAUGGAUCUCUCAGAGUACGUACAGUCGACAUAUACGACGCAGCUACCGAUCAGUGGUCACCUUGUCCAGAAAUGGAAGCAAGAAGAUCCACGCUUGGUGUGGCUGUUCUUGGAAAUUGCAUUUACGCGGUCGGUGGAUUCGACGGUUCAACUGGUCUAAAUUCUGCCGAAGUGUACGAUCCAAGGACUCACGAAUGGAGAGUAAUAGCUCCGAUGUCGACGCGUAGAAGUAGCGUUGGUGUCGGUGUCGUUAAAGGAUUACUAUACGCGGUUGGCGGUUACGACGGAGCAUCGCGACAAUGUCUUUCCAGCGUCGAGUGUUACAAUCCGGAGAAAGAUCAAUGGAAACCAGUACCUGAUAUGUCUGCACGUCGCAGCGGCGCCGGUGUUGGCGUUUUGGAUGGGAUUCUGUAUGCUGUGGGAGGUCAUGAUGGUCCUUUGGUUAGGAAAAGUGUGGAAGCUUUUAAUCCAGAUAGCAAUCAAUGGAGUCCGGUCAACGACAUGGCUCUUUGCCGCAGAAAUGCAGGCGUUGUCGCGCUAAAUGGACUUCUGUACGUGGUGGGGGGCGACGACGGUGUGUCGAGUCUGGCAUCCGUCGAAGUGUAUUCGCCGAGGACCGACACCUGGACGACGCUUCAAACUUGCAUGGGAAUUGGCCGUAGCUAUGCUGGGGUAGCGAUAAUCGACAAGCCAAUGCCGUCUACGACAUCGAUGUGA